Molecule: messenger RNA, 378 nt
Organism: Adineta steineri
Lineage: Eukaryota; Metazoa; Rotifera; Eurotatoria; Adinetida; Adinetidae
Source: the annotation of a GenBank genome assembly
AUGAAUUUCCUUACUAUUGGCUUUUGUUGCUUUAUUUUCUGUGUUUUACAACAAGAAAUCCAUGCAAUUGCUUGUUAUACUUGUGCUGCAGGAACAGAUGGAUGUGGUCCUUCAUUCAAAAGUAAUGGUAACGGGGUCUUACCAGUAUCAGUUUCCGCUAAUAUUUACUGCGGAAAAUCAGUAUAUUCUGCCAAUACUAAUGUUAUAACACGUACUACAGGUGCAACCUGUACUGCGGGCGCUGGUACAGAUGGUAAUAGUUAUCCUUAUACCGUAUAUUGUUGUACUACAGAUUUGUGCAAUACAGCUUCAAUGAGAAAGACGAGUAUCAUUUUUGCAUCGUUGAUGGCAAUGAUUGGUGUGUUACUUAUCAAAUGA